UCACGUCGUAAGCCAGCCAGGGAGAAUGUCGUAAACGGCGCCUGCGACACGCUGUCAGAGAGCGCACGAAGCAAAUCUCACUUUAACUGACGUAGUGGGGCGAUGGGAGAGGAUGGAAAAAUUGCUGUGGUAUGUAGAGUGAGGUGAAGUGUUGCAGUGAAUGGCACCUUGAUGAAAUGUGGAAGAGAGAAAUGUUCAGCGCCAAUGAUUUCUGAAACAUAGGGUGGCGUUUCAGCUUGUGUAUUCUAAUUUAAUUUUUGAAGGAACAUUUUUUAAUGUCAUUAUCAUAAAUUUCCACAAGAUUUGGAAUAUUUAAAUUGCUUGGUUUGCUAAUUAUCGUGAAGAUGAAUCUUCAGCUACUUAUUUUAGGACUUCUAUUAGUUUUGCAUGGUGUAAUAGGUCCACCUGUUACACAACAAAAGAAAAAAGAUGGUGAAAAAAGUUCCGAAAAUGAUAUAGGAGAAGGUGAAAAUGAACAAUUGGGUGCUCUGGGAAUAGAAUAUGAUCGCUACUUAAAAGAAGUAGUUACUGCCCUGGAAAGUGACCCUGAAUUUCGAGAAAAAUUGGAAAAGGCAGAGGAGGUAGAUAUACGGACUGGAAAAAUUGCCCAAGAAUUGGAGUAUGUUAAUCAUAAUGUAAGAACAAAACUGGAUGAACUAAAAAGACAAGAACUAGAGCGAUUACGUCAACUUGCAAGUCAAGAUCCACAUCAUUUAGAUCACAGCAAUCCUCAUACAUUUGAAAUUGAAGAUCUUAAAAAACUAAUUGCUAAGACGACCGCUGAUCUAGCUGAAGCUGAUAGAAAACGAAGGCAAGAAUUCAAAGAGUAUGAAAUGCAAAAGCAAUUUGAAAGGGAACAGAAGUUGCAGGCUGUACCAGAAGAUAAAAGACAUGAAAUGGAAGAAGAAAUUCAGAAGCUUGAGGAGAAACAUAAGAAACACGAACCUCUUCAUCAUCCAGGCAGCAAGCAGCAAUUAGAAGAAGUGUGGGAGAAGCAAGAUCACAUGGAAAAUCAAGAAUUUGAUCCGAAGACAUUCUUUUACUUGCAUGAUCUAGAUGGCAAUGGUGCAUGGGAUGAAGAAGAAGUAAAAGCUUUAUUCUUGAAAGAGUUAGAUAAAUUGUAUCAAGCUGGGGCACCAGAAGAUGAUAUGCGAGAACGCCGUGAAGAGAUGGAAAGAAUGCGUGAACACGUUUUUAAUGAAGCAGACACUAACAAGGAUGGUCUAAUAAGCUAUCAGGAAUUUCUACAGCAGACUCAGAAGCCAGACUUUGACAAAGAUGAUGGAUGGCAAGCUCUAGAUGAACAGCAAAUCUACUCUCCAGAAGAAUAUGCUGCGUUUGAACAACGUCGUCAGCAAGAAAUACAGCGAAUGAUACAACAGGGCUUG
Messenger RNA from Gryllus bimaculatus (two-spotted cricket), 1388 nucleotides. The record is from the annotation of a GenBank genome assembly. NCBI's taxonomy places the organism in Eukaryota, Metazoa, Arthropoda, Insecta, Orthoptera, Gryllidae.